GUGACGUAUAAUGGACUGGACGGACGCUUCUUCAGGAACAACAACACGGAUACUAUUUCAACCACCUCGGUAGCUUGCUAGACAAGGUAAAACUGAAAGAUUGACGUUUUAGGCCAUGUUAAUAUACAUUAGCUAAUCGCAGUGUAUAAAACACAUUUGAGUUGACGUUAACUUGAACCUAAUUUGCUUGUUCAAUUUGCAAAUGUGUUAAAGAUUGAUACUGAGCCUAGCACUAGGCUAUUCGCUAAUGCUAACUAGCUAGCUAACAUCCCUGACCAUGAGUUCAUUAAACUACUCAUCCCCUGCUGAAGAAGAGGAUGUCUGCUGUCCGGAGAAAGAAGCUCUGGCGCUGAACAUUGUCGUGAAAGACGAAGAGGAGGAUAUUACAGUGAAAGGAGAGAAAGAUGCUCUGGCUCUGAACAUUGUCGUGAAAGACGAAGAGGAGGAGGAUAUUACAGUGAAAGGAGAGAAAGAACCUUUCAGAAUGAAAAAGGAGGAAGAGGAGGCUGUUAUAGGGAAAGAAGAGAAAGCAUCCUCUUCCUCUCUAAAAGGUUCUAUCUCAGUAAAGGUGAAGGAGGAAGACGUUUUGGGAGUGAAAGAGGAGGAGACAGAAUAUCAGAUUAACACCAGAGAGACACAUGACUAUUGUGGAUCCUCUGGGGAGACUCAACAUCCUGAUGCUGACGAGGCAGAGAAGAGUCUCUCCAUUUCAGAACACCAGAUGGACAACGCUAGCCCUUCCUCUCUCCUGGAGUCCCCGUGUCGUGCCUCUCCCGGUAGCACCUUACUGCUGGGUAUAAAGAGGUUGUCUGUGCUGCUGGUGGACUGCAGGAAAACAACGGGGCUGAGUGGAACUGUGAGAGGAGGAGAAGAGAAGAAAGGAUCAGAUUUGACUCGUCAAAGUAAGUGCUGUAGUUCAGUUUGAACAAAUAAAUAGAUCUGUCCACUGGUAUCUGUUACCAGGACAACCAGCAGAGUUCUGUUAGUUGACAGGAAGAUAGACUGGUGGAUAUGGAUGUUAUGAAUAUCAUAACACUGAAAAAGGAUUCUGCCAAUGAAAAGAGAGAAACCGAUAGACCAUAUAAAACCUUGAUGAAAGUUAGCUUUAGAGGGAAAGUUUCAAGAUGACCUGAUAUAAGGUGCUUGUUUUACAAAAACAUUCCAUAAAACAUUAUGGAUGUUACAUUGCCUGUCCCAGUCAAACCCCCUAUCUUUACAAGACUGUAGAACAGGCAAACUAAACUCAAGACACUGUUAAUUAAUUAACUAAUACUGGAGGAAAACUGUGAUCAGGCUGCCUACUCAAGAGAAAGCUUCGAACUGUAACCAGUGCCUGU
Molecule: messenger RNA, 1337 nt
Organism: Oncorhynchus tshawytscha (Chinook salmon)
Lineage: Eukaryota; Metazoa; Chordata; Actinopteri; Salmoniformes; Salmonidae
Exons: 3
Coding region: 278-925 (215 amino acids)
Source: RefSeq, a predicted model, not a curated record